GUCAAUUCGCGAAAAGCGCGACUCCAGCGCAAACUCCAAGCUUGGGUCCCGCGACAAGACCCCAAUCCAUUCAUUACACCACCAAGUUAGGAUUCUGCUUCAGACCAAAACACUAUUUCGCCGACCUGGGUCCCACAUAAAAUAGCUCUACCACCAUCCUAAAGAAUUUCAUUGAGCCAAACCAUCAUUGCCGGGAUCGACAAUGGCUGGUGAUCCAAGCCAGAACGUCCAUGGGGACUUGCUCCCGCAUGUGCAUCUUUUGUCGACAUUUCGAUAUGCAUCGAUGCCGAGGGUCGACUUGCCCGAAGUAACGAAAUGGCUUCUGCAAGCGCCAAAGAUCGCUCGGGACACCGCGCCCUUCUACUGGACAUACCUCGAAUGCCCGGCCGACGGGUCCAUCUUCCUUACCUGGCAGCCGACUGCUCGCCGGGGCAAUGAAUUUGCCAGCGACGGAUAUGUGUGGGCUGGACCCGAAGUUUCCUACCAACAGAGCGCAGGCAAUGGCUUGGGACUCGAGAUUUACUUCCAGAGGGCUGGCUACCGCAUGGGUGAGCAGUAUACGGUGCACUCAAGGCGGCGCUUCCGGCUUUGCCCUCCCCAGGUGCCGAUUCCCAACGUGCCCCAGGUCGACCCCAACCUCUGGAUCGUCCACUAUGGGCCGGCCGAGAAGCCUGACCGAAUGCCUGCCAACGCGAUUGGCAUUCCGCCUCCGAUGCAACCGAUUCUCAGCUUCCGCCAACAUCUGUUCCAGAUGGGACAGAUUGUACGCAAGGAAUUUAUGCUGUCCGACCGGGUCAACUGGCCACAGAUUCCCUUCCCUCAGCGAGGCCAGUCAAUGUAUGCACCACCGAUGCCGCAACGCCACGUCCCGCAAGCUAUGGCCUACCCUCCGCAUGCGGGUCCAGCCAUUGGCCCUACACCCAAGAGGAGGGGCGGGCAUGCUCCCGCGGGUCACCAGGCCCAGAUGAUGGGUGCAGGGUACCAGAGCAACGAAACUGCGUUUGAUGACGAGGAAGACAUCUCCCGCGGCGACAUGUUCGAUCAUCUGAGCCCGCGCGAGCUGAGCAUGACUCGGUAUCAACAAAACCACGAGUGGAUGGAGGAGAUACUGUCCUCCCCGUAUCGCAUCGGCCAGAUCGAGGCGGCGGAUCUUGGCCUGGGACGGAAAGGCGAGCUUGCUUCACUCACCGAGGGGAUAUUUGAGGCUCAAGGGGGCGAUGCGUCUUCUGCGGGCCCCAAGAAGCCAUAUACCGGCCACCUCGGAGAAGGUCUCGCGGCCGAGUUCCGCAAGCGGGUCCAGACGCGAAAUGAGGCUAUCGCGGCCGAGAAUGAGCAACUCAGAGCGCAACACGCGGCGGUAAUGGCAAAGUUCAAAGGCAACGCCGCAAUCAAGCAUGCGGAACAAGACCUACGCAGUGCCAUCGAAGGCACCGGGGCCGAGAUCUGGCGGCUUGAGGGGCGGCUCGAGGAUGGCGAUGAAGCUGGCAGCCAGUGGAACCAGGGGGCGUCCAAGUCGCUCGAUGAGAUCGUUGCUCGUGUCGAGGAGCUCGUGAGCAAGCGGGCCGUUGUCGUCAACGACGUUCACCGCGUUCAGGACGGCGGUUAUCAGCAGCCGGCACCCGAACCGGAACUUUUGCAACCGCAGCCCCAAGCGCCAGCAGGCGUUAACCCCGCGAGCGCCAUGUCCCGGCAGCCAUCCCAAGCCGGGUCCGGAGUCCUGAUCAGCGACUCGGACAUCGACAUGGGCGGCACGGCGGCCGGGCUCUUGGAUAUGCACACCGGCUUCUCGUCCACCUCAACCCCCCUAAACAACUUCCCAACCCCGCAACCCCACCUAUCCGCCAUCCCCUCCAGCGCGGCCACCCCGUCCAACCUCCAUGUCCCCUCCCCUUCCCCUGCACCUGCACCCGUCUCCCAGCCCCCAGCGCCACAACAAGACAUCCAAAUGGCCGAUGCGGAACCUCCCAAAGACGCUGCCACCGCCCCCGACCAAGGCACCGAAAGCGGCGACUGGGUCGUCGUCCCCAAAGACGACGCCAUCCCCCCAGCAGCAGCAGCCACUGCCGCCACAACCCAACCGACCACUACCGUUGCCGCCACCACCACCACCACCGCCACGGCGGAGGAGAGCAAGCCCGUCUCAGCAGCCGCCACACCCGGCGGCACCGCCACCACCACCGGUCUGGACGCGGACAACAACGACUUCAGCUCGCUGGGCGACCUCGACACGGCCGGCGACGCGCUGGCCAACUAUGACCCGCCCAGCGGCGACGAGCUGGGCCUGGACCUGGAGGACUCGGCGUUCGGGGACGCCUUCCACGGCGUCGAGCACGCGGGGAACACGGACGGCGACACGCCGGCUGGGGAGGGGUUGUAGGGGUAUUUACCUCCCGGUUGGGGGCCUUUGUGGUAGAUCGGGGUUGAGGGGAAGGGAGAAGUGGUGCUGGUUUUUAGGUGU
This is a messenger RNA of Chaetomium fimeti, 2458 nucleotides long. RefSeq lists its product as uncharacterized. The record is from RefSeq and is a predicted model, not a curated record. NCBI's taxonomy places the organism in Eukaryota, Fungi, Ascomycota, Sordariomycetes, Sordariales, Chaetomiaceae. Gene Ontology annotation, biological process: chromatin remodeling. The transcript has 3 exons. Bases 203 to 2377 code for a protein of 724 amino acids.